Heterotrigona itama is the source of this 2284-nucleotide messenger RNA. The record is from the annotation of a GenBank genome assembly. Lineage: Eukaryota; Metazoa; Arthropoda; Insecta; Hymenoptera; Apidae.
CUCACUUCUCGUACAUUUACCUUUCCUAUCUCCUCUGGCACGCCUUCCUAAUUUUGGACGUUUCGUUCAUUCGUUCCUCCCUUGUUUUCACGUUUCAUUCCUAUAUUUAAUGUACCAAUUAGCCAUUUGCAUUCUUACGAAUGCAGCGAUACUUCGUGGGAUAAUUAUUUCCAAAGUUACUAAAUUCAGCUGGACGAGUACAGAUUUUCUAGCGAGGGAUGAUAAGGCCAUUAUUUCUGAAUGAAGGAAAGAGAAACUCGCGAUAAAAUACAAUUACUUAAUCAUCGUGAUUGUACUCAAAGUGAGUCCAAGGUGAAAUCAUCGGCUUGAUAUAGAUUAACGGGCAUUCGUUUCGUAACUUUUACUAGCAAACUACGCGACAAUCAUCUGGAUCGGCGAUUAAUCAGAUCGUUGUACGAUCGUACUGUUGUAGUUAAGUCGGUCGUUUAAAAGUCGUAAAGCACGAGUUGUUGAUUAAUGUUUCACGUUGCUGAAACGUUCUAAAAGAAAAGCAUUCAACUUUCGACUGUUGCUCUUUUAAGAUGAUCCAAUGUAUAUCUGGAUAAAUUUUUCAUCAUUAUAUAAAUUUGGAAAAACCCAAAUAGAUAUUUUCUUUUCUGAUAAGGAUCUUCGAGAUCCAUUAGACAGUAGAGGAAGGUCCUCAACUUUAGGUUUAAAACUCAAGAAAUUUCAGUCGUUUCUGACUUCAAAGUUAAAUAACUCGCUAUUAGUGAUUUAGUUGUAUUAUCUGAACGAAAGUGAAUCCUUCAUGAUUAUGAUUAAUCGUCCAGAAGAAAAAAAAAGUGCGGCUUAAUCCCACACUUUUGCUCUGAAAUCACGAACAAGUAUCAAGCAUUUACUUCUUGAAAGAUCGACUGAGUCGAUCGAUCGAUCAAUCAGGGGCCAUACGUAUUCUUGAUAAAAUAAUUGCAUGCUGGUAAUUGUGUCCCUUGUUAAAUCACUUGUACGAGUUUGUUAUCUCGUCUUAUCUAAGCGAAAUAAACGACCAAGUCGUUACUUUCCUGAGUGUGUGGUUAUAAGUCUAUUUGUUUCACGAAGCGUUGUCACUCACAAUGCCACUGCGUGGCAAUCGUAGCUGUUGAUAAGAGGAAACAAGAUUUACCAGCAUCGAAGGUUCAGUCUGAAUUCGAUCAACAUUUCAUUGGUAUUGUGGAAAGUUUCUCGCCGCGAUUUUGACAUUUUCUUCUGUGUUCAAAAUUUCAAGGGAAAGUAAAUGUAGUAGAUCUGAAGGUAGCCAAGAGGGCUAGGUAGCCAAUUGACGAAGAAUUUGUGAAAACGAAUGAGAGGCUUACGACCCUGAGUGAUUAAGCAUUCUCUGUAGAAAUGGCCUCUCUUUUAGCCACGUUCUCGGUCCUUAAAGACCAUGUCAAGUUGAAGGUUACGCAGGAUACGAUAGCCAUUGAUAACAUGGGCGAAACACUUGAACGCAUCGGCGGUGGAGUCGGGCGAAAUUCCGCAUCCUGGUGUGGGACCAGCAUCCUCAGGAGACCCCGUGGUGCAUCAUGCCUACUACCAGUGGGUGCCUUUCGUUCUGUUUUUUCAGGCGAUCCUUUUUUACGCGCCACACUACCUGUGGCGGAAUGUUGAAGGAGGUCGGUUGAAAGCGUUGGUAUCUGGAUUACAAAUGGCGUCGUUAGCCAUCCACGAGACACCUUUGAAGACCGAGAACGGUAUGACUAUCCCGUCGAAGGAUGAUCGCAACGAGAAAAUAAUUCAGAUGCGACAUGCUUUCCUGAACCGUAUCCACUUGAAUCGGCCGUGGGCGUAUUACCUGGGCCUCUGCGAGGUUCUCAACUUCAUCAACGUGCUCGUGCAAAUUUAUUUCACCGAUUGGUUCCUCGGCGGUGCUUUCCUGGGCCUUGGCCAAGCAGUCGCGCAUGAUGGCCUCGAUGGGAGAGUCGACGCGCUCGAUGUCGUUUUCCCCAAAGUAACCAAAUGCAUCUUCCACAAAUACGGUCCAUCAGGAUCCAUACAGAAUCACGACGCGCUAUGUGUCAUGGCGUUGAAUGUCGUUAACGAGAAGAUUUAUAUAUUUCUGAGUGAACGCUUCAACAAAGUGGUCUUCUCGAUGGCUUGUCCUGGGAAAUAUAAUCCGUGGGACGUAUUGACGGUCACCAAUGAAUGUCACUACGGAGAUUGGGUGUUUCUUUAUUACAUAGCAAAGAACUCAGAUAACUAUGUGUUCAAGGAAUUGUUGCAGAAACUUGCUGAGGAUCUACGUCUUGUCAGUCUCUCGAACGAGGAGAAACCGUUAAACCAUUAA